Ceratotherium simum simum (southern white rhinoceros) is the source of this 1821-nucleotide messenger RNA. NCBI's taxonomy places the organism in Eukaryota, Metazoa, Chordata, Mammalia, Perissodactyla, Rhinocerotidae. The record is from RefSeq and is a predicted model, not a curated record.
CAAGACAGAGUCACACUUACCCAGCCUGAGCUCCCCUGUGCCCUGGGCUUUCCCAGCAUUUUCAGGUGGGGGUCAGGGGCUGUGGCCAGGCCAGCUGACUUUCCUGCCAACACCAGCUGGCCAUGGCCCCCUCUGACCCUCAGGGUUCUCCUCUGUAAAAUGGGGGUGGUAAUUCUUACCUCACAAGGUGUGCUGGCCCAACCUGCUGUCAUCCUCCCCCGACAGGGCCUGGCCACCCCUCCCACAGAAUGCCUGAGGGCCCUGAGCUGCAUCUGGCCAGCCACUUUGUGAACGAGGCCUGCGGGGGGCUGGUGUUUGGUGGGUGUGUGGAGAAGUCACCUGUCAGCCGCAACCCUGAGGUGCCCUUUGAGAGCAGUGCCUACCGCAUCUCAGCCUCGGCCCGUGGCAAGGAGCUGCGCCUGACACUGAGCCCCCUGCCUGGUGCCCGGCCCCCACGGGAGCCACUGGCCCUCGUCUUCCGCUUUGGCAUGUCCGGCUCCUUCCAGCUGGCGCCCAGUGAUGCACUGCCACCGCAUGCCCAUCUGCGCUUUUACACAGCUCCACCUGGUCCCCGACUCGCCCUCUGCUUCGUCGACAUCCGCCGCUUCGGCCACUGGGACCUCGGGGGCGAGUGGCAGCCAGGCCGCGGGCCGUGUGUCUUGCUGGAGUACGAGCAGUUCAGGGAGAAUGUGUUACGAAACCUAGCCAACAAGGCCUUUGACCGGCCCAUCUGCGAGGCCCUCUUAGACCAGAGGUUCUUCAAUGGCAUUGGCAACUAUCUGCGGGCAGAGAUUCUGUACCGGCUGAGGAUACCGCCCUUCGAGAAGGCCCGCACGGUUCUGGAAGCACUGCAGCAGCGCAGGCCGAGCCCAGAGCUGACCCUGAGCCAGAAGAUCAGGGCCAAGCUGCAGAACCCGGACCUGCUGGAGCUGUGCCACUCGGUGCCCAAGGAAGUGGUCCAGCUGGGGGGCAAAGGCUACGGGCCGGAGAGCGGGGAGGAGGACUUUGCUGCCUUUCAAGCCUGGCUGCGGUGCUAUGGCAUGCCGGGCAUGAGCUCCCUCCAGGACCGGCAUGGCCGUACCAUCUGGUUCCAGGGGGAUCCUGGACCUCUGGCACCCAAAGGGGGCAAGUCCCGCAAGAAGAAAUCCAAGGGAGCGCAGCAGGGUCCUGAGGACAGAACGGCGGACCCUCCACCCCCAAGCAAGGCCCCUUCCAGGACACGAAGGGCACGGAGAGGCCUUCCUGAGCAAACUAAAGCCCAGCAGCCCAAGGCGACUAGCCUCCAACAGGACCCAGAAGCGCCCCCAGUCUCUGAGAAAGGGAAGAGGAAAGGGCGACCGGCAACCUCAGGUGGGCCUUCCUCAGCAUCCUCUGGGGAGGGAAGGGGUAUCACUGAAAUGGGCUCUCCAGGAGAGGAAGGGACAGCAGUGCAGGUGGGAGGAACGUGUGGAGAAAGGCGGGAGGGAGGCUGUCUGGGCAGUCCUUAGCCUGGGGUCUGAGCUGCCACCUCACUUGUCCUCCUCCCAGGCCGCCGCAGACGCCAGAAGACCAAGGCUGACACCCCAUCCUUGGAGCCUGAAAGGACCUCAGCCUCUUAGCAGGAGGGUCUCUUUGCUUGCAUCCACCCUUCCUGCUUCCUUGCCCUGGAUCUGGGGGCCUGUGUGCCUUCCUAGAAGCAGGCAGUGGUUGAAGGGGGCUGGAUGACCCUGGCCUUGUGGCUGUUCCCUGCACAACUAUGAUGUUUUUAAUAGUACCCCACCUUCCCCAUUUUUUAAGCUGAUGUGAAAAAUGCUGUAUUUUUUAUAAACUGAUAAACUUGAA